This is a messenger RNA of Theileria equi strain WA, 3042 nucleotides long. RefSeq names its product trehalose-6-phosphate synthase, putative. Gene Ontology annotation, cellular component: cytosol. The record is from RefSeq and is a predicted model, not a curated record. Lineage: Eukaryota; Apicomplexa; Aconoidasida; Piroplasmida; Theileriidae. Gene Ontology annotation, biological process: trehalose biosynthetic process. The coding region runs from base 1 to 3042 and encodes 1013 amino acids. The transcript has a single exon. Gene Ontology annotation, molecular function: catalytic activity; starch binding.
AUGGUGUAUUACACUGCGGUUCACUUUCGCUGUAGAGCGCAGCUGGAGUAUGGGCAGAGAGUAGUUGUCGUAGGAGCCCAUGAACGACUAGGAAAUUGGGACAUCAAACGCAGCCAUAGCCUGGUGCAAAGCGAUACAGUUGAAGAUGUCUGGAACUCACUUUUCCCAGUAUACUUGCCUCUCAAGGAGCGUAUGACGUAUAAAUACGCUGUUUUAAAUGUAAAGGAUGAAUUCAUGCGUUGGAAUGAUGAAAUGGAGCGGUAUAUAGAGCCCACUGGAAACGAAAUGAUAAUCGAAGAUGAUGAUGGAUAUUACCGAUCCGAGUGUUCCACAUACUCAAACGAUGAAAAUAAAAAGACACUUAUGCCUUCAAACGUUUCUGAUGACGCUAAAGCUGAUCAGAAGUUCAAGUAUGAAUCGGAUCCAAAUAAAACGGUCUAUUUUGUAACAUCGCGAUUGCCCAUUCAAAUCUAUAGAAAGGGUGAUGGAGAAUUUGGUAUAAGGGACAGUAACACGCCGCUAACUGCUGCGUUGUGGCAACUUAGGAACAGGUACACAAGCAGAAUGAAGUUUGUAGGAUCAUGUUCCGUUACGCUUGCAACGGAAAAGGACCUUGAUUCACCUAAUUUUGGUGGUGUAGGUACUCCAGAAUUGAGAAGCAGGACAAGACGAAGUGAUUCUGCGGAUGGAGGUGCUAAACGUGACUCUCAACAUGAACAGGAUAACAAGAUUGAAUUUACUGAGGAGGAGCAAGAAAAGAUACGUCAACUUUUAGCAGAACAUGAUUGUAUUCCAGUGUUUAUACCAAAGCUAGACAUAAAGCACUCGUUGAAAUUUUGUAAAACAUACAUGUGGAACCUAUUUUAUAAUAUAGGACUGUGGGAUAUUGCAGAGCAAAAGGAAUUUGAUUGGGAACUGUGGCAAUCAUAUCUAAAAGUGAACAAACAGUACGCAUAUACAGCAGCACAGUGCAUAUCGGGAAAUGAUUCUAUUUGGGUACACGAUUAUAAGCUUUUAAUGGUUCCUCAUUUUAUAACAAGAAAGUGCAAAACUGCCAAUAUUGCAAUGUUUAUGCACGCUCUUUUUCCAUCAUACUCACUUUUUGCAUCAAUCGCUGUAAGGGAAGAAAUUUUGCGUAGUAUGCUUUGUUCUGAUUUGAUUGGGUUUCAUUACUUUGAGUUUGCUAGGCAAUUUUUAACGUCCUGCAAAAGAAUAUUGGGGUUAGACCACAGCUUCUCCGCAGGUGGAACUAUUGGAAUAGAAUAUAAUGGUCGUCAAGUAAUGGUCAGAAUGAGUCAUGCACAUAUACAACCAGACCUUUUGAUGGAGAAGAUUGGGCCAGGUACACCCGUCCCCGGACUUGUUAGAGAAAUUAAAGAAAAAUGGCCAAAUCGCUUCAUUGUUGCAUCUGUUGACAGAGAUACGAUACUUUCCGGGCUUAUACUCAAAUUCAGAGCCUUUAAGAGAUUCUUGCAGGAUUAUCCGAGUGCGCGUGGCAAGAUACUUUUGGUGCAGCAUAUUUGUACCUUGGAUACGUUAUGGGAGGGUAGACUUGAUGUGCUUUUUAAGCUAAAGGAUCUUGCAAAUUCAAUUAACGCGGAAUUUAACACGACACAUAUCAUAUUAAAUAGAAACAUCACAUAUGAGCAAAAAUAUGCGCUCUUUAUGGCAGCUGACUGCUUUAUGGAUACUUCUAUUCGCGGUGGUAUAAAUCUCUGUGCCUUUGAAUACAUUUUAUGUCGCAAAGGUAUGCCAGCAUGUGCAAUUGUGAGCGAAUUUACUGGAUUUAGCAAAACGCUACUAUCAGCCGUUAGGGUAAAUCCAUGGCAUAUAGAAAGGGUUAUGAGUGCUUUGGAUACUGCAAUGUCUCUAAGCUUAGAGGAUCGUAUGGAAAGUUGUAGCAGGGAUGUUGACUAUAUAGAAGGUAAUGAUACAAUCACUUGGGUUGAAGACCUCUUAAAGGAACUUUCAUAUGCUAGGAAGAAACAGGAUAUGUUCCAUUUAACUUGGGGUUUUGGGAGAACAUACAAGACAUGCUCAUUUUCAGCAAACUUUAAGCUUUUAGAUACAGAUUAUCUACUAAAGCACUUUGAGCAUGCACAGCGCCGUUUAAUCUUUUUGGAUUGUGAGGGUACACUAUCUUCAAGUUUGUCCGAUAUAUAUGCCAGGUCAACCAGGGAAAGGAAACAGCAAAUAAAAUUGCAUAGCGCACCCUUAGACGUAAAUUUAGAGAGUAUAAAAGAAUUGGCAGCCGAUAAACGUAAUGUCGUUGUUCUGAUUAGUUGCAGAGGUAGAAAAAUCAUGGAUUCAUGGUUUGGAGACAUAAAAAAUGUAGGUUUGUGUGCGGAACAUGGAUACAACUACAAACUCCCUGCCAUAACUGGGGACGAAUGGCAACACAUGCAGCAUUCUUCGUCGGGAGAAUGGAAAGAUGCCGCUACUCAGUUCCUCGGAGAAUAUGUGCAACGUACACCUGGUAGUUAUUUGGACGUUAUUGGGAGUGCAGUUAUAUUCCAGUACCAUCAUUCUGACACAGAAUUUGGUGCAAUACAAGCAAACGAAUUGUAUCCAGCUCUAAGUGAAGUAAUGACAGGAUUUCCAGUCGAAGUUCACAGGGGAAAGAGUCAUGUUGAAGUAAAAUUAAAGGGAAUAAAUAAGGGAAGUGCACUUUUACACGUUGUUAAGAAAUAUUCUGCCCUUUAUGGCGACUUUGAUUUUGUUUUAUGUGUUGGUGAUGACAGGUCAGAUGAAGAAAUGUACAAGGCCCUAAACACACUAUACACAUGGGUUUGUAACGCUAGACCAGAUCUAGGAAAAGGCCCUGAUGAGGUCCAUGACCAAACCACGCCAGUUGGACACUCUGAGAGUCAAUACAGCAUAAAACCAUUGGAUAUGCAUUCAGACCCUCAUCCACAAUCUCAGGGAAACGCAAAAUACAUUUCCUGUACCGUUGGAAAAAGACCAAGCAAGGCUCACUACUAUCUAAAUGACUAUCUAGAGGUCGCAGAGUUACUUUCGUCAAUGGCGAAAUGCUCUAAAUAA